Molecule: messenger RNA, 1744 nt
Organism: Lindgomyces ingoldianus
Lineage: Eukaryota; Fungi; Ascomycota; Dothideomycetes; Pleosporales; Lindgomycetaceae
Exons: 1
Coding region: 402-1349 (315 amino acids)
Source: RefSeq, a predicted model, not a curated record
CACUCACGCUGCAGAAAAAUAGCCUCCAAAGCCAGCAUGCCAGUCCCCAAGGCCCGCCGUGCUGGCUCCACGCCUCUAUAUAUCUGCGAUUCGCCCCUCGAAUCCCCCGAAUGCGCCUCCUUGAGCUGAUCGCGCCUCUGCGUACCCGCUUAAGCCCUGGUUCCCACCUGCUUCCACCGUCAGCAGCCGCAUCCCCAGAAUACGAAGACGCCUGCGCCUGAGUCCUCAAGACGGCUCCCCUCCCUUCUUAUCAGAGCCCACCUCCUGCUCCCGAACGGGCCUGUUACACGGUCACGAUCCGCGCCCGCACCGCCAGGCCCAUCCGCAUGAUGCUUUCGACUAUAUCACACUUGAUGUCGCCGUCAUUCCCCAAGUCGUGUGAACACCUAUCGUCCCCCACCAUGUCGCUGGCCAUAUUACCGCAACGGCAGGCCCAAGCCCGCCCUCCCACCACCGCCGAAGUCGCAUCCCCGCGACCCAAGCUGCACAUCAACACCACCCAGCUACGCACCUUUGGCAAAGGCUCCACCAGCCUACGGCUCGACACGUUGAGCGCCGUCUCCCCAACAGUGCGCAACACCUUCUCGAAUGCCUACGACGUCCCGGCUUCUGCUGCGCCCGCCCUUGGUCGACCCUCGAAACCGCGACUAUCGAUAGACAGCUCCUUCUCCGCGCCGCCCAACCCUCAGAGCUCCUCCACCCCAAACUCGGCCUCGACGCUAUCGUCUACACUUACAUCCGCUUCCUCCAACGAGUCCGCGACCAUUUCGAUACCAUACAAGCAACCCCACAACGUCACUUCCAUCCUAUCCAACAGCCCCGCCCGACCGUUCAUUCCUCGAAAGAUGGCGCCCGUCCGUCCUCUCUUCCCUGCAGAGAAGAAGGUGUCGUUCCGCACGCCGCUUGAAGAAGAAAUCAAGACUGUGAAAUACACCUUGGCGCAUUCAGACCUAGAAUCCUCCAUCAGUUCGGACUCCACGGUUUCCUCCGUCGAGACCACCGCAUACUCAGAACAGGAGUCUUCCACCGUUUCGCUAUUAAUCGAAUCCUCCGCUUCGUCAUCCCCCAACUUCCCUUCUUCGCCGUCCGUUUCGUCACCAUCCGAGCAGUCAAAUUCGCCGGCUUUCUCAUCACUAGAAGGAUCACCUCGGCCGAGAGGGCCGCGCAUAGGGGAGAAGAGGGAUUCCUCAUCAUCAGAGUCUGACAGCGACUCAUGUCCGGAGACGCCCGUUGCAGGUCGCCGGAAGCGAAGAAGAGACUGGAGGUGGACAUUGGGGCCGCUACCCGGCUCUGACAAGUCCUCUUCUUCGACUACAAGCGACAGAACCACCAGCGAAGACAGCAAUUAAUACCAAACUCUGUAUUCAGAGUGAUCGUCAUCAUCAUUAUCACGGCGUUUUGGCGGCAUCAAUCCAUCGACUUUAUGGAUAGGAGAGAUAGGCGGCUUUUUUGGAAACAGCAUUUUCAUGGUGUUGUCACAUUUAUGAUACCACGUAGCAAAGAAACGGGGACAGAGUUGGUGGCGCAUUGAUAAACAUUUAACAUAUGUGUGUAUAUUGUUUUCGCAAAUGGAGCAUAUAGCAUCGCAUAUAGGUACUCAGCUCGAGGGGAGGGGGUUCUUUCAGCAAGUCUCGAGACACGAUCUCACGACAUGGGCAGAGCGCAUCAUAAUCGCAUUGGAUAGCCUAAUCAGGAGAAGGGCAAGAAUAAAUCGGAGAAUUUUCUUGCAAUGAAUGAAAACCUG